This is a messenger RNA of Aphis gossypii (cotton aphid), 1120 nucleotides long. Its product is annotated as intraflagellar transport protein 20 homolog. NCBI's taxonomy places the organism in Eukaryota, Metazoa, Arthropoda, Insecta, Hemiptera, Aphididae. Gene Ontology annotation, cellular component: cilium; intraciliary transport particle B; centrosome. The transcript is spliced from 4 exons. The record is from RefSeq and is a predicted model, not a curated record. Gene Ontology annotation, biological process: protein localization to cilium; centrosome localization; intraciliary transport. The coding region runs from base 695 to 1093 and encodes 132 amino acids.
AUUGGCCAUUAUAGUUGUUUAUUGUGCAAUCUUUACCGUUUAUGUUUUUUUUAAAAAAAAAAAAAAAAUCAUAUCACCGACCGAGUCUUUGGGUAACCUAACCUAACCUCGCGGAUGUGAUUCGUGCGUAAGACAACGACAAGAAAGUAUCAAAAAUAUUUAAGAAAUACGCGCGUUUCACUAUACCUGCUAUAGCGUAGAAGUGUUGAAGCACCGAUUUUCCGUAAUGACACGCACACUUUUAAAUACACGAUAUUAUAAAUAGCAAAUAAUAACGAAAGCCUAGAUUAUUAAUAUUUAAAUAUUAUUGUAGUCGGGCGUUUUAUAUUUUUAAUAAAUUAUUAAUUAUCUGAUGUCGAAUUAUUAAUCUCUCGAAUUUAUUUUGUAUGAUAUUAUACGAUAGUUCCUAAAUGACAAACAAUAACAAUCCGUAGGAUUGAUCCCGCGUGGACGGAAAAUAUUCGAAUAAGUAAUCCAAAUAUGAUUGUAGAGGUGGACGAAAUAAAUUAUUAGCAAAUCGCCUACGUCAUAGUUGUUUUUGAGUAUUUGCUAAUUGCUAUUUGUAGUGUUAUCGUACGUGUGCAUAGUUUGACGUCCGCAAUAUUGAUGGCUGCAAAGAAUGCAAAGACGUGAUUAACCAGCUACAAUACAUUCGGAAAUUCCAGCUGAUAAUUUAUUAUUUUAAUUAGAAACGAUGGCCGACAGCGUACCAGUGUCGGAUGUCGUGUGCGUCGACGACAUGGGUAAAGCCAGAGUCAUGGAACCCGUGUUGGCAGACAAGGUGGCAGGUCUGAGGGACAAAUGCGCAGAAUUCACGAACGAUAUAGAGGUAUACCGCGAGUCGGUUGACACGUUCAUUGGCGUCAUGGACCAUCUGGCCAAACAGGUGGAGAGGGAAAAGCGAGAUGCGAUCGUCGUGUCGAACAAGUUGGCGUCGUUGCCCAACAAGGCGGAAGAAGAAAUCGCCAAGUUAAAAUCGCAAAUCGAACAAAAGACUACGGAGCUCGAACGUUACAGGAUAGAACACCGGUCGCUGCAAAAAAUCGAAUCCGACCAAACGGAUUUAAUAAAUCGGUUAUCGUUUCAAAAUUAAACGGUUUUGGAUAACUCGCAGUGCGAG